AUGAUUUCUAAAACAAUCUUAACACCUAUUACAGAUUGUACAAAUAAUGAUGCUAAUAAUAAUGAACCUGCACAAACAGAUUCAUUGUCAUCUUAUAAACCAGCAUAUGUAUAUGAUUCAGAUGCUGAAUUAGUUGAAGUUCGUGAAGUUCAUCAUCAAAACAACAACAAAACCAACUACAAAUCUAACGAGAAUGUCUUAUCUGAUACAACAAAUGAAACAAAACUGUUACGUUCAUCAGCAGUGUGGCAAUAUGCUGUACGUGAUGAUAAUCGAAAUUAUGCAACAUGCUGUUUAUGUCCAGAUAACAAACGAAUAUCGACGAAUAAUGGUUCAACAACAACUUUACGUAAACAUUUAAUAGCAAAACAUAAUAAACUUGAUUUAAUUUUACCAAAUAGCAAACGAAAGCAUAAUAAAACAUUAUUCAAUCCUAUCAAGAAACAACAAUUACAUCAUAUGUUGAUUGGUUGUAUUAUUCGUGAUGGAAGAACAUUUAAUGAUUUUGAGAAAGCUGGUAUUAAGAAAAUUUUACAAGUACUUGUACCUGAUUAUGAACCUCCGAAUAGAUUUGCAGUGGUUCGCCAUUUAAAACGUCUCAAUGUAUUCCAUCACAAACAACUAAUUGACCAACUAACAUCUGUCAACAAUAUCUCACUGACAAUGGAUCUUUGGUCAAAUCGUCAGAUGCGAAGUUUUUUAGUUAUAACUGGUCAUUAUUUUGCUGAAAAUAAAUUUGAUUUACAAUCUACUGUUUUAAGCUUCUCCACAUUUGAUAAACAACAUGCAGCUGUUGAAAUUUCUCGAACAUUACAGUCCAAAUUAAAAGAACUGAAUAUUUUACAAAAAGUGGUUGGAGUAACAUGCGAUGGUGGUAAAAAUAUUAUACGUGCUAUUGAUGAUCUCGAUUUAAAUGUUAAGCGUGUGUGGUGUGUUGCACACCGGAUUCAUCUCACGAUUACAAAUGGUUUGGGUUUUUGGAUUGUUAAAAAAGAAACUGAUGAAGAGAAUACAAUCAUUCAAGAAGAAGAAAGUACCAAUGUGGUGAUGAAUGAUCAAGAAGAAGAAAUGUUAAUUGCUGAAGAAGUUCAAAACAAUAAUAAAAUGGAUAUUACUGAUGGUUUGGAAUUAGAUAAUAAUGAAUUUAUCGAUAUAAAGCAUGAUGAUAAUGAUGAAGAAUUAACAUCUGAUGCUGUCGAUGAUGAAAUUAUGGAUAAUUGGACAGAAGGUGUUAAUGAAUCAGAUGUUAAUAUUGUUUAUGAUCAAGAAAUUAUUAUUUGUCUUAUGCAGAAAUGUCGUGAUUUAAUUUCGAUGAUUAAACGUUCUACAAUCAUUACAUUGUUUUUCGAUAAUGAACGAAAAAAAAAAAAUAUUAACCGAAACUUAUGUUAUGAUGUUAAAUCACGUUGGAAUAGUACAUAUUGUAUGAUUGAUUCAUUUUUAUAUCUUCGUGAAGUAAUUGACAAAUUGUUUAAUUGUAAGCAUCAGUUGCACUUAAGACCAAAACAAGUUGCAAAAUUAUCUGGUUUUGAGUUUACAAGCAAUGAUUGGAUGAUAUUAUCUCAACUACAUUUAGUUCUUCGACCAUUUUUUCAUGCAACAAAAGCAAUGUCAGGUCGUCGUUACCCGUCGAUGGGAAUUGCUUUUUAUUUACUUACACGUUUAAAAUAUUUUCUUCAACAUCAUGACAAAAAAGAAAGUUUAAUGGUUAAACAUUUUAAACAAUUAUUACUUGCAAAAUUUUUAUAUUAUUUCGAAACUGAUGACGACCAAAUGUCUUUAUUAAAAGUACAUGCAUAUUUUGAUCCUGUUGGAUUUGCAGCAUUAACUGAUGUUGAAAAACGUUCAGUUGAACAAAGUAUUAAAAUAAUGGUUGCUGAUGAAAUAUUUCAUUCAACAGAAGUAACAACAACCUUAUUACCAACUACUACAACCAUAAUCACAACCAACACAACAAACAAAUCAAAUACCAGUGCUAUUGAUUUGUUCAAUGAAGCUAUUGGUGAAGCUGCUUAUGAAGGAAGUACAAUUAGACAAAAUACAAAGGCAACAAUUAUUAAUGAUAUUUAUAAUUAUCGAAAUUAUGUUACACAUUUUAACUUGAAACAUAAACCAGAUAUAGCAUUAUCAUCAAUAUUUUGGCAAUCAUACGGACAACAACUUCCAAUUUUGGGAAAAUUAGCACAAAAAAUAUUAAGUACACCUUCAACCUCAGUACCCAGUGAAAAUUGUUUUUCGGUGUCUGCGUUCUUGGGUAGAAAAGAACGCGCACGUUUAACCGGCGAAAAUCUUUCAUCGAGUGUUUUUCUUAAAGAUAAAAUAACUCUUUAA
Rotaria sp. Silwood1 is the source of this 2331-nucleotide messenger RNA. The record is from the annotation of a GenBank genome assembly. Lineage: Eukaryota; Metazoa; Rotifera; Eurotatoria; Philodinida; Philodinidae.